GAUAUGGUGCGAAUGCUCCAAAUUCAGUGAUUGGACGAUUGUUCAUAGUUGUUUAUAUUCUCUUUGGUAUUCCUCUCUACCUUAUCACAAUAGCUGAUAUGGCAAAGUUCUGUACAGAAGGAAUGAAUCGAACAUACACGGAAGUUUUGAAGUAUAAGUUUCAAAUACAACGUAAAUAUCGACGUUGGAAGAGUGGACGAAAGCGCCGUGAAAGUGUUGCGAUUGGUGAAAUUAUUAUUGCUGGUGGAGACGAUGAGGUUGCUGAAUUUUUGUGGGCACAUUUGGAGAACACCCAUUUUGUGGAAGUACCGUUCGUGCUGAUAUAUUCGGUACUUUUACUCUACGUACUGAUAGCCACCUAUCUUAUGUCGCGCAUUGAAGGAUGGAGUUGUUAUGAUGGCUUUUACUUUGUUAUGACAUCUGUGCUUACGAUUGGAUUUGGAGACUUAAUACCAACGAAUCAAAGAUUCAUUCUAAUAACGCUAUUCAUUAUUUUGGUUGGUUUAGUUUUAAUGACCACAUCAAUUGAUGUCGUUGGUGCAUAUUAUAUCGAUAGGCUGCACUUCUUUGGAAGACGUUUCGAAACACAGGAUCCUUUAGCAUGGCUAAAAGCGGUUCAACAAAAGCGUAUAAGGGCGAUGAAACGUGAAGCGAUGCGGAAACUGUUCGAAACUGUUACUGCUUUACAACAUUUGCAUUUUGGAAAACCUCCUCGACCACCACACAGUCUGACUGCUUCUAAUGCAACUGCUGAAUCUGUUCUACUGAAAUGGGAACCACCAGUGCUUGUGGACGAAAGGAGGAAAUAUUGGUACACACUCACCUAUAAAACCAGCGUGCACCUUAAAUUGAAUCUGUACCCAAAGGGAUGUUUCAGAACACCACAAUUGCGUUACAAUCCAAUGACCGUGAUUGACUUCAUCACCACUCCUUAUUAUGAAGUUCGAAGUUUGCAGUCAUUUACGCUCUAUGAAUUUUCUGUUGUCACAACAACUCGUUACGGUUGCAGUAAAUCCAUCAAAUGUCAAGAAUAUACAGAACCGUGCACUGUGCCUCAGUCAUUGCGUCUGGUAGCGAUCAGCGCUGAAACGGCCACAUUCUCAUGGAAAGCACCGCGGAAGAACAACGGGGCUGAGAGCUAUGUGAUUUUGUUCGCGCAAGAGCCAGCACCACAAUUCCACUACUGGAAAAGAUAUCGAUGCGGCAAGUCGAAAAAAUUCACCAUCACAGAUCUAUCGCCUGACACAAGGUACAUUCAUCUAGAUGAACUGCAAAAGAAUGAUUUUCAUUAUGCGAUUACCAAUUUUGUUUUUCAUUGA
Anisakis simplex (herring worm) is the source of this 1319-nucleotide messenger RNA. Lineage: Eukaryota; Metazoa; Nematoda; Chromadorea; Rhabditida; Anisakidae. The record is from the annotation of a GenBank genome assembly.